This is a messenger RNA of Linum tenue, 933 nucleotides long. NCBI's taxonomy places the organism in Eukaryota, Viridiplantae, Streptophyta, Magnoliopsida, Malpighiales, Linaceae. The record is from the annotation of a GenBank genome assembly.
AUGAUCAUCUUUGGCGGCAUCCAGCUCAUCCUUUGCCAGGUGCCCAACUUCCACAAGUUGUCGUGGCUCUCCAUCCUGGCCGCCGUCAUGUCCUUCGCUUAUUCCCUUAUUGGCUUGGGUCUCUCCAUAGCCAAACUUGCUACAGAAGGAGUUGAGGCGAAAACGACGACGUCGGCGACGGUGUCGGAGGCGGAGAGAUUCUGGAGGAUUUGCCAAGCGAUUGGCGACAUUGCAUUCGCGUAUGCCUACUCCACGGUCCUGAUCGAGAUCCAGGACACCCUGAAAUCGAGCCCCGCGGAGAACAAAGCAAUGAAACAUGCGAGUUUUGUGGGUGUCUCGACUACGACCGUUUUCUACCUCCUCUGCGGCUGUGUGGGCUACGCGGCGUUUCGAGAACACGCCCCGGGGGAUUUACUCUCCGGGUCUGGAUUCGAUCAUCCGGUGUGGCUACUCAACGUAGCCAACGUCUGCAUGGCUAUCCACCUCAUCGGCGCGUACCAAGUGUUUGCGCAGCCGAUUUUCAGCUUGGUGGAGUCCAGCUGUCGUCAGAGGUGGCCAGAGGUCAAGUUCGUGACGAUGGACCACCAGAUCACCAUUCCGUUCCUGGGUGGCACGAGCUUCCAGGUCAACUGGUUCAGAGUGGUUUGGAGGUCCGCUUACGUGGCAGUGACGACCGUCUUCGCCACCGUCCUCCCAUUCUUCAACGUCUUGCUGGCCCUCAUCGGUGCAGCUUCUUUUUGGCCUUUGACCGUCUACUUUCCGAUCGAGAUGUAUAUUGCCCGAGCGAAAGUUCUCAAGUUCUCCUUCUCCUGGAUGUGCCUGCAAGCCUUGAGCUUGGUCUGUCUGCUGGUUUCACUCGUCGCAGCAGCUGGAUCAGUCGCGGGUCUCAUACAGUCUCUCAAAACAUACCGCCCUUUUAAGAAUGAAGUAUAA